Molecule: messenger RNA, 2469 nt
Organism: Dicrocoelium dendriticum
Lineage: Eukaryota; Metazoa; Platyhelminthes; Trematoda; Plagiorchiida; Dicrocoeliidae
Source: the annotation of a GenBank genome assembly
AUGCAAACUUAUUCCUGCCUUCUAGUGCUGUUUGGACAAAUUCUCAGCAUUUCCUACCUACGAGCCGACUUGAUGGAUUUGGUCAGUGAGGCCCAAUGUGCAGCAAGAUGUUUUAACUUGUUCACAAAUUCGCUUACCGGUCAGGACAGAUUGUUUUUGGAACAACGACCGGACCUAACUCAGCCACACUGCAUCAAUCAGAAAGGAACUUGUGCCUUGUGUUUGGAAGUCUGUCAAUGGCAACGUAUCCAAACAACACGGUGUAGCGAAUCUUGUCAAGUGGCCUUAGGCACUCUGCCGCGCACCAUUACUGCUGAAGAUGCUGAGAGUACAUGCCUGGACGCGUGUCAAUUUGCCGAGGAAACUUACUCCCGUGCAGAGCAGUUCAGUCGAGGUCAGCUACCCUUGAAAUGUCCUCGGUUGGAAAGCUGGCCACCCACAUGCCAACAACGGUGCAAGACAGAAGUGGACUGUUCCCCGAUGGGUUUGUACAAAUGCUGCUCCAGUUCCGCAUGCUCCAAACGAGACAUGCCAGAUGGAAAUGCCACCGAAAAGUCUGUCUGUACACCUGCUGUCACGGUAUCCAAUGGUACACCAUUCAUUACUGACCGACCAGCCGUGAAGCAAACGCAAGUCAACUCGCCAGAAACGCAGCCUGAUACAAUCCCAAUCGACCCUCAGGAGCCCCAGUACCAGCUGGAACUGGAUUGGUCAAACUAUUAUAACCGAACCGGAAAUAAUCCAAGCGGCUGGGAUCGGAGUCAGUAUCCGGCGGUAUUUCUAGUCCAGUUGCGUCAAUUCCAUGAUCCGACAGCGAGUGUACGUUUCACCCAAUCAGCUGAAAUCCUCGCCGCUGCUGAUACGUUCUUUGACCAAUGGAGAAAUUUGGUUUGGACAACCAAAUUGGGUGCAGUGUUGUCCGAUUUGCGACCCGGGACAUGGUACCAAUUCCGGCUGUUAACUAUCUCUAAAGACGGUUUCGGUGGAUGGAGCGAGCCGAGUAGACCAGUUCGAGUACUCACGCGCCCUGUGCCACCCUCCAGUCCGAGGAAUUUGAGUGAAGUGCGCACACGAUUAUUUGACCACACAGUAGACGUCACCAUUCAAUGGCAGCCUCCGCGUACUGGAAAUUUACCACUGAAGAAGUACCAGGUAACUUGGCGUCGAUAUUACGGAUUCAGUGGGGAUGACAAGAAUUCUUUCACGGAAUAUGAAGCCAGCGUGCCUGGAGACAAAACAUUCUACACAAUUCAGAACUUGCAGGCAGCAGCGUCAUAUAAAAUUGAAGUCAAAGCAGUGUCCGUUUUUGACGCUGCGGAGUACAGUAGCCAUCCAAUCAGUCUGUUCAUCAACACAUUACCAAUUCCAGCGCGUUCUGCCAGUUUAGCAAGUUCAAAUCAUGCAGUGUCAACCAAUGAGUCUUGUCGAUGCGACCGGAUGGAACGACCACCGAUACGAAUAGGUGAGGUGUUUUUCGAAAAUCAGCGACUUAAAGCGCCGUUGCAUUUCAAACGGAUGGACGCUGUACUUCACCGGAGCAGUCAGUACAUUGUGGAAUGGGCACCUAGGGUCUGUAUUGAGACCCAAGUUUUCUCAAGUCACCCUGCAUAUACAUUGCAGAGGCAAAUGAUAUCGGGCGACGAACUGGCUAAUUUUGAGUUGGAUAACCUGCACUUCCAAUGCCAUUAUAAAGUGACCUUGGCUGAUUUGACCUCGUCUCCAACUGAAGCCCGAACGCACAAGCAAUGGGUGGCUUGUUUCUGUACCCCUUCCUGUCACACUGUGCCCGUGAGAUCCGGACUGCCUCCUGCCAACUGUACCAAUGCGAUGGUAUUUGGCCGACUAAAGUCAAUGAGGGUUUCUUACGAAAUACUAACCUCAAUGAAGGCACCGUUGGAGAUGGGAAUAAUACAGCAUCCACCUGUUAGCAGUGCAGAACUGCCGCAGAUUUACAGCCCAACAGAGAGUCCUCCGACCGGGUCCACAGGUUCAAAGGCGGGCACUUAUGAUGCGGUUGUCAAAUGGUAUCCCGUGAGUGAAAGUUCAGCAGAAGGCAAGCGCCAUUAUCGCACGCUUUUCAGCCGUGAAACGGACGCGACCGAUGGAGUUCGGGGCACCAGAAUAACAUGGGGUCCCCGAAUUUACGAACCGGUAAAAUUGGAAUCCUACCACAACGGCUUACUUCCACUUUUGGACCUAGAAAAGACGCAAUCGAAAGUACUACACCCAGACACUAAAGACUUCGUGUUAAAGGGGCUUGUGCUCGAUACUGUGUAUAUUGUACAUGUACAAAUGAUAGGAGACCGAAUGGAAGGACCGACCACGACGAUUUUUCUUAAAUAUCCAGCCUCUAUGGAACAUACGAAUGCCGCGACAACACAAUUGUGCCGGCUGAAUCGCAGCGGCUGGCGGAUGAUUCUUGGGAUUCCACUCUACUUGCUGUUGUUGCUUGAAUUCACAAUGAGGUGA